Molecule: messenger RNA, 453 nt
Organism: Gongylonema pulchrum
Lineage: Eukaryota; Metazoa; Nematoda; Chromadorea; Rhabditida; Gongylonematidae
Source: the annotation of a GenBank genome assembly
AUGAUGGCAUUUAUUCCAAUAAAUACGCGCCUGAUUUGCUACAGUUAUCAGAGGCAAAACAGGACAGUACUGAUUGAAGAUAUGGAUGACUGCCUCUUUGCUGGCACAUGUUGUUACUCUGCCGAUUUUACUAAUUCCAAAACAAAGAGUGUGACGGCCUUUGGUGGCUGCGCAAAUGAAUAUUUCGGUCUGAUGACCAUUUUACCCGAGCUUAGCGCGAUCUCGGAAGUGGAAAAGACUCGCAUUUGUGAAGAAGAGACCUGCAUUGAGCGAAUGACACUGCUUGGGACACUACGUUUCUGCGCCUGCAAAGGGGAUAAAUGCAACGAUAAGGGUAUCGAUGGCGCUGCGCAAGACUAUCGUGACCGAAAAGCAAAGCAGGAGUUUGCUCAGAAAAUUGCUCAAUCCCGUAAUGUGAUCGAAAAAGCUAUGCAAAAUAUGAUGGACGGGUGA